AUGCAUGCUGGCUUCAUCCCGUCGGCCGUGGAGGCGCUCCGCGCCGCAGUUGCCGAGCCCGACGUCUUCUCGCCGGAUGAGUACGUGCGGUCGCUGCGCCGGAACCACGGCGACGUGACCAAGGCCGCGAUGCAGCUCAAGGCCAAGGCCAAGUGGCUGGCCGAGCACCAGCUUGGCAACCUCAGCCUCGCCAAGCCAUCGCUUCAGCGCGAGGCGAAGAAGGACUACCUCCAUGUGCUGCACGACGCGCACGACAAGUGCAAGUGCCCGAUCGUGCUCUUCAACCCGUCGCGCUUCAAGCCCACGUCCGAAAGCGACAAGCUCGUGGCCGGGAACGAGCUCGCGAAGGACCAUGGCGGGCACGCCGAGGCGACGAGCACGCUCGAGGACGCCCGCCGGUACAUUGUGUACAUUGUGAGCCUCGCGAUCGAGCUCAUGGAAGACGAACAUGCCCCUGGCAUCGUCUACCUCGUGGACCUUGAACGCGCUUCGUCGGCCAUGGUCUCGGACGCGAGCUCGGUACACCUCCAGCUGCUGCAGAUGCUCAAGGAGUACUUCCCCGAGACGACCCAGUUGGUGUUUGUGCUGCACAUGGCCGCGAAUAGCCUCCUCAUGCGCGGCGCAACGUCGCUGCUGCUCAAAGGUCUCGGCGCGGCCGAGGCGACGGCCGCCAAGGUGCACUUUGUCGCAGACCUGCGGGAGCUCCAGCAGUACUUUGAGGCGCCAAGUCUACCGGACAAGUACGGCGGCCAGUACCGGCUCACGACGCCAGCGCAGUGGAUGUCGGUGCAGGCCGAGCUCGAAGAUGUCGAUUUGGACACGGUCGAGCAGGAAGAGGCCAAGACGUACAUGACCAAGCAAGCGCGCGAACUCAACGGGAUGCAGUACGCUGCGUGCUCGGUCACCGAAGUCGUCGAGAUGAACUCGACCGUGCUCCGGGGCGCGCUCUAUCGCAACAAGAGCGGGCUUAGUUGGGUCAAGAUGUACGCAGUGCUCCGCCCGGACGCGCUUCUCCUCUACGACGACAUGAAGGGCAAGAUGCCGAUGGUCAUCAUCCCCAUCAACGACGAGAUCCAAGCCAUGACGGCGCAGUUUGCGGACGCGCCCCGGGGCACGUUUGGCUUCAAGAUUGACGUGGCUGGGAUCCCUGGCGGCCACCUCUUGUGCGCAAGCAGCGAGAAGGAGCGCAGCAACUGGCUCCAGGACAUCCAGAUGGGCAUCCAGAGCUUCGAGGAGCAACACGCGCAUGAAGUGUACGAAGAGGAGCGCAAGAUCGAGAUGGACAAGGCGUUUGAGAAGCUCGACAUGAUUGACCUCUCGACCGAUCUCCCACCGGUUGUGACGCCGGCCAGCCCCGCGGCCCCGACGCCCAUCAAGAUGACCGACCUCGGGGCGCUGCUGCCCAAUCCCGUCAACGGUAUGGACCGCUUCCAGGCCUCGCCCAACGUGGCCCAGCGCUCCGGGGUUUUGCGCCGCCACCUCGCGGGUACGCGCCCCAACCUGAACAUAACCCGCUGCCGCCGCCCGGGUAUGGUGCUCCUCAGCCUGGGUAUGGUGCUCCUCAGCCUGGGUAUGGUGCUCCUCAGCCUGGGUAUGGUGCUCCUCAGCCUGGGUAUGGUGCUCCUCAGCCUCGGUAUGGUGCUCCUCAGCCAGGAUACGGUACUCCACAGCCAGGAUACGGUACUCCACAGCCUGCGUAUGGAGCCCCACAGUCCACGUAUGGUGCUACUCCGCCUACGUAUGGAGCUCCCCACCCUGGAUACGGCGCCCCUCCCCCUGCUCCUCCUCAGCCUGGGUAUGGCCCGCCGCAGCCUGGUUAUGGCGCCCCGCAGCCUGGGUAUGGAGCUUCCCAGCCUGCGUAUGGGGCUCCUCAGCCUGUGUAUGGUGCGCCUCAGCCAGGAUAUGGCCCAGGCCAGCCAGCUCCACCGUAUCCAGGGUACGGUCCGCGGCAAGCCAAACCGAGGGUUUUAA
Messenger RNA from Saprolegnia diclina VS20, 1971 nucleotides. RefSeq lists its product as hypothetical. The transcript is spliced from 7 exons. The record is from RefSeq and is a predicted model, not a curated record. The coding region runs from base 1 to 1971 and encodes 656 amino acids. NCBI's taxonomy places the organism in Eukaryota, Oomycota, Saprolegniomycetes, Saprolegniales, Saprolegniaceae.